GGCGUCAAUUCUGCUUUUCGGUUUUUCUCGUUCACUGAGAUACUUAGAAACUUCCUCUCUCUCUCUCGGAGGACAGUGAAAAAAAAAAACGACGUGAGAGAGAGAGAGAGAGAGAGAGAGAGACUGUUAAAUAAAUAUAUAUAAUUAAAAACAACUGAAUUUAUUCCGAGCCGAGCCGAGGAGGAUAACUGUUUAUCGGGCGGGUCCGGCCGCUCUGCUCCAUUAAGUCCCCCUUCGUGUCCCCCUUCGGUACGGCGAUCUCAGUUUAUUUAUGGGACUUUUUCUCCGGUGACCCCCCAUCCCCCGCUGGAUUCUCGGCUGGCGCUGUCACACAGCUCGGGGCGUCUGUCUCAAGCAGGCUCGCUGCUCUGGAGGUCCGGCGCUAGUGCCGGUGGCAGUACUACUGGCAUGGCAGGGAAUUUGAAGAAGGGCGGCGGGCUGAUUGGGCUGAUGAAGGACGCUUUCCAGCCCCAUCAUCACCUCCACUCGCACCACCAACCCGGGGCCGUGGAUAAGAAGACCGUAGAGAAAUGCUGGAAACUUAUGGACAAGGUGGUGCGCUUGUGCCAGAACCCGAAGCUGGCUCUGAAGAACAGCCCUCCGUACAUCCUGGACCUGCUCCCGGAUACGUACCAGCACCUGCGCACCAUCCUGUCGCGCUACGAGGGCAAGAUGGAGACGCUGGGGGAGAAUGAGUACUUCAGGGUCUUCAUGGAGAACCUGACCAAGAAGACCAAGCAGACCAUCAGCCUGUUCAAGGAAGGCAAGGAGCGGAUGUACGAGGAGAACUCGCAGCCCAGACGCAACCUGACGAAGCUGUCGCUGAUAUUCAGCCACAUGCUGGCAGAGCUGAAAGCCAUCUUUCCAAACGGACUGUUUCAGGGAGAUAACUUCAGGAUUACCAAGGCAGACGCCGCUGAGUUCUGGAGGAAAGCUUUCAGUGACAAAAGCGAGGUUGAAGACCCUGAACUGAUGUCCUGCUUCCCUCCCAGGACGAUCGUUCCCUGGAAGAUAUUCCGGCAGGCUCUGCACGAGUUUCACCCAAUCAGCUCCGGCCUGGAGGCUAUGGCACUGAAAUCCACCAUUGACCUCGCGUGCAAUGACUAUAUCUCAGUGUUCGAGUUCGACAUCUUCACCAGGCUCUUUCAGCCAUGGUCAUCCUUGCUCCGAAACUGGAACAGCCUGGCAGUCACACACCCUGGCUACAUGGCCUUUCUCACAUACGAUGAGGUGAAGGCCAGGCUCCAGAAAUUCAUCCAUAAACAUGGCAGUUACAUAUUCCGGUUGAGCUGCACAAGGUUGGGUCAGUGGGCGAUAGGAUAUGUCACAGCGGAUGGAAAUAUUCUCCAGACAAUCCCUCACAACAAACCUCUGUUCCAGGCCCUCAUCGACGGCUUCAGGGAAGGAUUUUAUCUGUUUCCCGAUGGCCGCACACAGAAUCCUGAUCUCACUGGGCUGUGCGAGCCCUCUCCACAAGAUCAUAUCAAAGUCACACAGGAACAAUACGAGCUGUACUGUGAAAUGGGCUCCACCUUCCAGCUGUGUAAAAUCUGUGCGGAGAAUGAUAAAGAUGUGAAGAUCGAGCCCUGUGGACACCUCAUGUGCACGUCCUGUCUGACAGCGUGGCAGGAGUCCGAGGGCCAGGGAUGCCCGUUCUGUCGCUGUGAGAUCAAAGGCACGGAGCCCAUCGUGGUGGACCCCUUCGACCCCAAGGAUAACAGCGGGGGGUCCUUCAGCAGGGCUUGGUUCGGGGCUGAGGGGACCCCCUCCCCUAACUACGAUGACGAUGAUGACGACAGGCUGGAGGACCCCCUCUUCAUGAUGAGUAAACUGGCCUGUUCAAAGGAGGAGCGCCCCCCAUCCCCCAUGUCUCUGGCCCCCCAGGCUUCCCUGCCACCUGUCCCUCCCCGACUGGACCUUCUGCAGCACCGGCCUUGCAACCCCCCUGGUGCAUCCAGCCCUGGAGCCACCUCCAAGGCCUCCUCUCAUCACAAGGACAAGCCCUUGCCUCUGCCCCCUGCUCAGCGAGACCUCCCUCCACCCCCUCCCCCAGACCGGCAGAACUCCGCAGGGGGAGAGGGUCGCCUCCAGAGACGCCCCCUGCCCAUUACCCCCGGAGAGCUGCCCAGGGACAAGCUUCCCCCAACCCCACCAAACCGGGGCGGAACGGACUGGCAGUCCCGGCCUGUCCCCAAAGCCCCUGUCCCCUCCAAUGUCCCUGUCCAGCUUCCCAACCCUGUGGACUGGCCAGGGAGAGAGCUGUCCAACAGGCACUCCCUUCCCCUGGCACUGCCUUCUACCAUGGACGUCCGGCCGGAGGCACAGAGGCAGACCAGCAUGCUAAGUCUGGACAACCAAGUGAACUUCAGCGCUGGUGCCUCGGUGAGUCAGGAGUAUGAUAACCCCAAAGUGAAGCCGUCUGUCUCUGCCAAUGCAAUCUAUGCCCUUGCAAGCAGACCGCUACCUGCUCUGAAAUCCCUGGCAGCUGAAGAAGUGUCGGACAGGGACGAGGAAUCGGAGUACAUGUCUCCUUCUUCACGCCCAGCGUUCCCCCCACCAAACACAGCCGUGCCUGAGCUCAACCACAGAGUGAGCCAGCCUGUCACUCGCAACUCCAGACUGGCAGUGAGCGAGAUGGAAAUGGAGGGUCCCCAGAUGUACGAAGCCAUGUAUAACAUUCAGUCCCAGGCCUUAUCUUCUACCACGCAGCAAGCCAGAGACUCUGACUAUGCAGAUUUGCCCCCUGCUGUUGCUGCCUCUGCCAAUGGUCUGGGCCCCCUGCAGAUUGACGAUGAUGAUGAGGAGGAGGAGGAGGAGGAGGAAAAUGGGUACGAUUUCCCCAAACCUCCCCUGCCCUUGGCUCCAGCCAGACGCACACUGUCUGACAUCUCCAGCGCCACCUCAGCCUUCAGCAGGCUGUCUAUGGACAGUGAUGCAGCUUCUCCUAGUACUUCUUUUGCAGAUGGCAGUCAAGUACCAGAGAGACCACCCAAGCCUUUACCUCGCCGAAUAAACUCGGAGCGUCGGCCAAGCCCUGUCCCCCAGAACAGUAGCGGAGGUGCGGUGAACCCCCUCGUCUCCAGCGAGAUAGACAACCUCAUGAGCCAGGGAUACUCCUAUCAGGACAUUCAGAAGGCACUGCUGAUUGCAAAAAACAAUAUCGAAAUGGCCAAGAAUAUCCUGAGAGAAUUUGUCUCCAUUCCUUCCACAGCCCACAUCCUCACGUAACCCGGCUUCUUUGAUUCCUCUCCCCGUCUCUCUCUUUCUUUCUGUGUCUCUGUCGGUCCCAUACUGCAUGUAAGACUGCCUCUGCAGCGAAGCUGACUCCAUCUUGCCUGCCCAAACCCACAGACCGGGGUACGGUAGCUUACAGAGUAAGUAAGUAGCGGGGUUCUGAAAAUAUGUAACGCUACAAGUAACGUACCUGUAAUUAUUUUUCUUUUCAUCGUCAACAUACUGACAACUUUUUACAUUUAUUUAUAACUUUAUAGUCUGUUUCAAAGCUCUUUUCAAAAUGUCUGCUCUAGUGCACUGAUAGUGUCAGGAUUAUUGCCCACAUUGUCAAACAGGUAGCACAGCAAUAACGAUCCAUGAUGUGGUACGGAACAGAAAUGCCAGAACACUUGUUAUGUUUAUUUGAAUUUUUUUUUUUUUUUAAUCGCUCUUCCUGCAGUGAUUUAGAGGACAGAUCUCAAACCCUUAUGCACUAGAGCAGACAUUUUGAAAAGAGCUUUGAAACAGACUUUUUAAAGUGUAGAAAGUUGUCGGGAUGUUAACAGUGAAAAGAAAAAUGACAGGUAAGUUCUUUAAACAGUUGUAGCAACAUGCGGGGACGUGCAAUGCUAUAUUUUUUGGAACCCCGCUACUUACUCUUUAAGAUUCUUGCUUUUAAAGGGGCUUGAUGCUUGAUGUAACAAAACAAAAUAGCUCCAUUCCAGCAUUUAUGGUUCAGACUCACUCAGACAGCUAUAGAAAGUAUAAUUAAUAAAAUCAUGUUCUAUCUUUUGUUAAUAACAAACAUAAGAUUAACAUUGUGUAUGUCCAGGCUUUGUGAAAAUGUGUGACGUAGCAGUGUGUGGUGUCUGGUCAACCCAGAUUACAACCAAGCAUAAAAGAUAAUUGGGACCUUCUACAGCAAAGAACAUUUUAACUGUGCGUUUGUUAUACCCCACAACUCAAUGGAGGCUGUCCUACAGAUGAGUCAGUUCUGGGAGCAACACCAUCUCCCCAUAAGAAGUAGAGACUUUGUGCCUAUAUGACUAUAGAAAUUCCCCUUACUGCAGUUCCUGAUUUGUGCCUCAUCCAUUUUAUCUUAUUGCAUGGAUGGAUGUGUUUGCAGUUCAACUGUUCUUGAAAGGCAACAGUAACGCGUGGAUAUGAACCCGCUUUGAACUCCCUCAGACCAUAAUCUGCAUCCUGCGUUCAAUGCCUUGGUGGGAACAGCCUUGUUUUCUACAUGGUCUUUUAAGGGAUCAUUAUUUAAAGUGCAUAUGGAAUCUGAUUGGUUUUAAAACCAGGGGGGCCUGGACACCUGGUUCAUUAUCCUCUUGCUCUGAAGCUGGAACGGAGACUGGUAGGACAUCAUAAAAUAGCUGUUGGGUCCAUUUAAAAAAAAAAAAAAGAAACAAACAUCUUUAGUGUUUGAGAGCUUUUUUGUUUUAGAGCUACCAAUAAGAAGUGCUGGUUGUCAUUCUUGGCUUGAGCCAUCACCUCAGAUGUGUAUCGGUCUUUUUUUCUUUUUUUUUUUUUUAAUUAUUUAGAAGCAAAUAUUAAUUGGGGGGGGGGGGUUAAAUGUAUAAAGUGCAAGUCUAAAGCUGUUGUGUUUGGAGAUGAAUGAAAUGUACUCAAAGUAGAAGGUAUUGGUACUAAACUCUGGAGUCUGCUGUGGUGCUUGUAUGUAUACAGUAUGAAGUAUGUGUUGUGUGACCCUUUUGUUUCAAUCUGGAAGCGUUAGUGCCAUCUCCUGGCUAUUUCCUAGUACUGCAUUACCCGUGUGGAGGAACCGUGUGCUUGAAAAGCCCAAAUUUACUAGCAACUAACCUCUUUUUGUAAGCCUGCUGCAUAAAAAAUAAUUAGUCUACCAGUAAAACAACUUUCCUGUAAGUUAAAAGUAAAUGUGUGAAGUAAAGCAAAACGCUUGUGGAAUUAAAAAAAUGGAUAUAUAUAUUUUUUUUAAUUUCCCUUUUCGUGCAGUCUGAGGCCGUUACUGCCACCCACUCUAUUAAAAUGAAAGCAACCCAGCAAAAUCUGCCUCUAAUCUUGCGUGUGCGUGUGAGAUUCAAGUUUCAUGAGCACUUUCACUGUACUUGCUAAAGCUUGAGCAGUGUAGGGUAGAUACAGUAGAGUGCUGGAAUGAUGUAGGGAGCCCAGCCCAUUAAAAUCACCCUCCUUUUAAAAAUAAAAGAAAGAAAAAAACAAUACAAAAGACUAACAAAGUUAUAAAAAUAAUUUUUCAUUGACCCCAUUUCAGAAAAGUACAAUAUCCUAAUAAUAAUAAUAAUAAAACAAUACUAGUUCAGGUCAUUCAUAAACAUUUAUUUAGAAAUAUUGCACUGCUAAAAUGUAUUGUUUUGGUUGCCAUUUAAUGAUGAUUUGUGUCUGCAGUUCCAGCUGCAUACCCUACAGAAACACAAUGAUUGGUUUACUGCAGGUCGUAUAUAGAGAUCAUGUUUGUACAGUAUAGAAUUUCUAAUUCACUUUUUUUUUUCACAAAUGCUUUACUGCUGCUACUACAGUGCUAACAAAAAGAAGCCUUAAGUGUUAAUAGUUUGUAGUUUUAUCUUUUUUUUUUCUUUAAGUGACAGUCUUGUUUUUGUUGUCAUGUAGCGUACUUGAAAAUAUAUUCUUUUGUAAUUGUGAAAUGAUUUGGACAGGUGGAGUGAAGUCAUGCUUUGUUCUGUGUUGGGCUUGCUAUGCACUUAACCAGUUUUCAGUCGGUCACAACUUGACUUUUGGACCCAUCAAUACAUUUCGUUGCAGCACACCAAAGAAACGGCUGCCUUCUUUAGUGUAGUUGAGUUUGUUUUUUUUUUAAACAGUCAAUUUUAAACUUUUCAAUCUAGUAUAUGGCAACAAGGGUUUAAGACGACAGACACUGCUUGAAAAAAUAGAUUGUUGCAUAAAAAUCGCCCCACUUCACAAAACUUUUAACUCUCGCUAUUUUUUUCUUUUCAAAUCGCUAUAACCUUAAAGAACAAUUACAAACGUAUUUUUAAAUAAGACAGAAGUCACUGAUGCCCAUCUAAAUUAUAAAUACAAAGAAGCAGCGAUGCAGUAACAUCCCUGCAAAGAUAAACUAAGCUGUUCAUACAUGCGUUUUGCUAUUGAUUUUAUUUUUAUUUUUGUAUGGGUGAAUAGAGUGCGAUUGCGUUGGUUUGCGGUUCCUCCCUUAACUGGAAUAUUCUUUACUAGAGUUUUUUGCUCAAGUUGACUACACUUGCCGAUGUGUGCAUUGAUACUGUCACUUUAAAUAUUAAGGUGUAAUUUUACUGAUGUAUAGAAUAUAAGUGGUCAUUUUGUUUAGUCCUGUAUUUGCCUCAGUUACGUUUUAAACUUUUUCUGUGUAAAUAAUAGUGUGUGGUGCCAAGUUUCAUUCUUUUAAACUGUUUACCCCAGCUGGGUUUCAUUACUGCAGAGGGGGGUCUAGCUAGAGGAACAGUACAGGGGUGAGAGCCGGGGAAUGUUUAGUUUUGAGAAACUGGUGCCUUUUUUGUUUAGGUAUUGCUUGCUAAUAAAAAUGAAUGUUUGCCUUUGUAUGCUGGGAUACAGUGUUGGGUGUGAUUGUGGUGAACAUGCCUAGCUAGACCUGCCUGCUUACCAACUAUAUAUACUAAACAAAGUCACGCAGUGUACAGUUGUUGAGAGUAGCUAUUUUCUCUUUAUUUUAAUUCAUUCAUCCUUUCAUUUGGCAUUCCCAUAACCUGCCUUUCGUUAGCUUUAACACCUGCAGACCAAGACUGCCCCUUUUUAAAAUGUUUUUCUUCUAGUGGUUAUAAACAAUUUUCCAGACUGUCGUAAUGGCAUUCUUUCUCCUGCCUUCAUAUUAUUAUUAUUAUUAUUAUUAUUAUUAUUAUUAUUAUUAUUAUUAUUAUGAUGAUGAUGAUGAUGAUUGUGGUGUGUCAUUUAAAAUAAAAAAGCAACCUGGGUUUAUGAGUAGGACACAAACGAGACCCAGCAGUGAACCUGUGUGAAUGGAGUGGGUGUCAGAGGAGGGGUUGGGUUGACAAGGGGCCACGAAUGUUCUGGUGUAAAUGAUUACAGAAUAACCAGCUUGUUGUAGAAUAUGAUAGGGGAGAUAAUAACACAACAUGAGAACCUGCCUGAGAACUAAUCGUGUCUGCUUUUCAGUGCCAGAGUGCAAGGAGGGGAGUAGCUGUUUAAUAUUGAGAUACUAGAGCUGUACAGAAGCUGCCAGAGCACACCGCUUACUGUCUGGCAGAGGGCAGCCUGGACAUGGGAUUUGUAUUUUUAACCUAGAAAUGUGUUUUUCAAUUGUGUUUUUUUUUAUUAUUGUUAUUGUUUAUUAAUGUUAUAUUUGCUGGAAAUAGCUAAUAUCAAUUCAUAUAAUAUAUAUCAGUGUUACAAGUGUCAUUAUUAUUAUUAUUAUUAUUAUUAUUAUUAUUAUUAUUAUUAUUUUGAUGAGUUAUUUGAAUACAAGUCAGUAAAAUGAAGAAGUCUUUAUUACAGUAUUUAAUCGUUCUGCAAUCUUUGCAAAAAAAGAAAAGAAAAGAAAACCCUAAACAUAAAAAAAUCACAUCCCUAGAAGGUAAAUAUUCCUAUGGAAGAGUAGCACAAUGUCAUGUUGUGUGUCCCCCUCCAUUGGUUGUAUAUGUAUGUUUGUAUUACUAUUUAGGAAUAAAUACUAAUUUUAUUUAUUAAUUUUGUUUGAUGCUUUACUCCCCAGAGCUACAUGAUGUAUUUUCUUUUAUUUUCUGAAAUUUAUGCACCUCUGUCAUUAAAAAAAGGUUUUUAAUAAAUGCA
This is a messenger RNA of Acipenser ruthenus (sterlet), 7980 nucleotides long. RefSeq names its product E3 ubiquitin-protein ligase CBL. Gene Ontology annotation, biological process: cell surface receptor signaling pathway; negative regulation of epidermal growth factor-activated receptor activity. NCBI's taxonomy places the organism in Eukaryota, Metazoa, Chordata, Actinopteri, Acipenseriformes, Acipenseridae. The record is from RefSeq and is a predicted model, not a curated record. Gene Ontology annotation, cellular component: plasma membrane; membrane raft. Gene Ontology annotation, molecular function: calcium ion binding; receptor tyrosine kinase binding; ubiquitin protein ligase activity. Bases 409 to 3228 code for a protein of 939 amino acids. The transcript has 16 exons.